This is a messenger RNA of Pistacia vera, 2005 nucleotides long. RefSeq names its product tRNA (adenine(58)-N(1))-methyltransferase non-catalytic subunit trm6. The transcript has 14 exons. The record is from RefSeq and is a predicted model, not a curated record. Gene Ontology annotation, cellular component: tRNA (m1A) methyltransferase complex; nucleus. The coding region runs from base 524 to 1834 and encodes 436 amino acids. Gene Ontology annotation, biological process: tRNA methylation. Lineage: Eukaryota; Viridiplantae; Streptophyta; Magnoliopsida; Sapindales; Anacardiaceae.
CAAGUUAAGGAAACAGAUCGCCCUGUUUCUGUAUCCCUUAUCCAUGAAUAAAUAAUUGCAAUGAAUAACUGUUUUCUAUAACCAAUUAUGCUAUAUAACAAUCACAAAUAUUGUAAAUGAAUAAUCACUACUGUUAAAGGGCAUGUGCAGCUACUGGUUGUCUAAACCUAAUCAUACAGUAGACGCCAAAUUACUUUCUCAAAGAGAAGAGAGGGCAUGUGCAUCUAACGUAUUUUAAUUAUUAGUUGGCCGCAAACUAAUUAAGCUUUGCAUUGCAUCGCUACGUAUUCAAUUUUUAUUCUAUUAAAUUAAACCCCACUUUCCUUUUUAAGAUUGAUAAAUAUUCUACAAAUUUGGGAGUGGGUGGGUGGUGGAGUAAUAGUCUGAAUUCUAACUUAUCAGUUUAGCCCAACUUUCAAUUUUUUCGGCCCAAAUUUUGUCACCUGUUGUAACUUGUAAACCCACUUAAACCCUAGCUUAAGCUUACAGGGUUUUUGAUUUGUACAGCAAGUGAUCGAGGAGGAUGUCGCAAUAUAACCUUCAAUCUGAUCCAAUACGAAAUCCUAGACUGACAUGGGAAGGUUGCAGUGUAUUGCUAGACAUCAACGACGGCGACCGUCUGGUUUUUGCUCGUCUCACUGCCGGCUCGACGUUGAAAAUUGGCAAUAAGAAUUGUUCCCUGCAGCCGUUGAUUGGCUGUCGUUUCGGUUGUCUGUUUCAAGUUGAUAAUGGAAAGGAAGGGCCUUAUUUAUCUCGAGCUAAAGAAGAUGAUAUUCAAGAAAAAGAAACUAUUCAAAUAAAUGAUGAAUUAAGAGACAAUCGAGCUAUUGUCGAUAAUAAUAAAGCCCAAAGCUUAACUGGUGAAGAUAUAGAUGCAAUGAGGCGACAGGGUGCGACAGGUGACGAAAUCGUUGAAGCGCUCAUAGCUAACAGCGCAACAUUUGACAAGAAAACAUCUUUCUCACAGGAGAAGUAUAGGCUUAAAAAGCAAAAGAAGUAUGCACCCAGAGUCCUUGUAAGGCGUCCUUUUACUCGAAGUAUAUGUGAGGCAUACUUCAAGAAAUAUCCAGCAAGAAUUGGAUUCUUGCGAGUGGAUACAUUGUCUCUUCUUCUUUCAAUGGCAAAUGUAACCUCCAAUUCUGAUGUUCUUGUGGUUGAUAUGGUUGGUGGCCUUCUUACUGGUGCUGUGGCUGAACGCUUAGGAGGUACAGGUUAUGUUUGCAAUACUUCUCUUGGAGAUUCACCGUAUCCUAUGGAUAUAGUGAGGAUAUUUAACUUCUGUAAUCAAAUUUGCAAGAGGAUUGUGCGGGCUUCUCUGACUGAUUUUAGUCUAUCUCAAAAUGAAACUUCCGAGCAAAGUGACCAGAAUGAACACGAGCGAGUUUCUUCAUCAGUUAUCAUGGAAGAUGUAUCUUUUCCUUCUGAAAAUGGGGUUUCUGAUCUUAAUUCUGAGGCUACUCUUUCUCCUGUGAACAAGGUUUGCAAAUCCCCAAAAGCCGGGGAGAAGGCAUCACAAGAAGCCUUUAAGUUGUGGAAAGAAAAUGGUUUUUCCAGCCUAAUAAUUGCUGCGCCGGAGCUUGAUUCAUGGAGCUUAGUUAAAGAUCUCCUGCCACUUUUAUCAUAUUCAGCUCCUUUUGCAAUCUAUCACCAGUAUCUGCAGCCUCUUGCAACAUGCAUGCACAAUCUACAGGUUGGGAAAAUGGCAAUUGGUUUGCAAAUUUCAGAACCUUGGCUUCGUGAAUAUCAGGUUCUUCCAUCAAGAACUCAUCCAUGCAUGCAGAUGAGUGGAUUUGGAGGGUACAUUCUGAGUGGGACUAGGUUAUGUAGCAGCUGAUAAUAAUACCAGUUCCAAGGCAACAAUUGAGAAUGUACACUAGGUCUAGCAUACCAUUUGUUUCGAUUAACAUUAUUUAUGUUUCUAAAUCGGCAACUCCCAAGUGGCAGGGGCAUGCAGCUUGUAAUUUCUUUUUCAUUUGAUAAAAAUAACAACUCAAGUUUAAUUUUA